UUCACCUGUCCUCCUCUCUCUUUACCCUGCGGCAGGCAGGAAGCAUGGCCACCGCGUCCAACCUGACGCGGGCGCUGGAGGACGCCUUCAGGAGGAUCUUCGUCACGUACAUGGACAGCUGGCGCAGGAACAUGACGGCCAAGCAGGACGCCGUUCAGGCCAAGGUGGAGGGGGAGAACUUCUACUACGUCAUCUUGUACCUCCUGGUGAUGAUCGGCAUGUUCUCCUUCAUCGUCGUGGCCAUCCUGGUGAGCACGGUCAAGUCCAAGCGGCGGGAGCACUCCAACGACCCCUACCACCAGUACAUCGUGGACGACUGGCAGGCCAAGUACAAGAGCCAGGCCACGCACCUGGAGGAGGCCAGGGCCGCCGUCCACGAGAACCCGGGCGCGGUGGGGUUCCAGAUAUCCCCGUGACGGGCGAGGAAGCCGACCUCCGACACCCAGACGCGGGGACACGCUCGUGCCACGCCGCCCGUCCACACGGCCACCGCCCGGCCGACGCGACUUCCUCGCCCUCUGCUGGGACUUGUCCUGCGUGUCACGUGGCUGGUCGCCGAAGACAGGGACACCUCUCCCUCGGGGACGGAUGCUUGCUCUUUGGAGCAGGACUGGGGGCCGAAGACGUCUUUUCCGUGCCGUGGAACUGUCGUUUUAGUUGGUGUCACAGUGGUGGAAACACAGCCCAAC
Molecule: messenger RNA, 689 nt
Organism: Phyllostomus discolor (pale spear-nosed bat)
Lineage: Eukaryota; Metazoa; Chordata; Mammalia; Chiroptera; Phyllostomidae
Gene: KCNE2
Product: potassium voltage-gated channel subfamily E regulatory subunit 2
Exons: 1
Coding region: 45-416 (123 amino acids)
Biological process (GO): membrane repolarization during action potential; negative regulation of delayed rectifier potassium channel activity; potassium ion export across plasma membrane
Cellular component (GO): membrane
Molecular function (GO): delayed rectifier potassium channel activity; potassium channel regulator activity; transmembrane transporter binding
Source: RefSeq, a predicted model, not a curated record